Messenger RNA from Pseudophryne corroboree (corroboree frog), 4207 nucleotides. Its product is annotated as gem-associated protein 4-like. The coding region runs from base 248 to 3463 and encodes 1071 amino acids. The transcript has 4 exons. The record is from RefSeq and is a predicted model, not a curated record. Gene Ontology annotation, cellular component: SMN complex. Gene Ontology annotation, biological process: spliceosomal snRNP assembly; rRNA processing. NCBI's taxonomy places the organism in Eukaryota, Metazoa, Chordata, Amphibia, Anura, Myobatrachidae.
GUACACUCACUGAACGUGGUGCAACGAAAGGGAUUGUCCGGCCCGGAACAUGCAACCAGCGCGAUCAUCACAGGGACUGAGCGCGACAGUCAAUCCAUGCCCCACUUCCUGUUUUGUCACUUCCGGUCCAGCGGACUUGCCAUUAUACUGCAUAGUAUUCUCACACAUGUAGCAUGCCUUCUGCCUUGUGAGUAAAGCAGCACAGCCAGGAAUUAUGCUCUAACAGAUCACUAGCAAGAGCAGAAUAAUGGAAUUUGGAAUUUGGAACGUAUGUGAACAAACAGUGAUUCUUCAAGGAGCACUGCUGCUAGCUGAAAAGCUAGCCCUACACAAAACAUUACAGGAAAUUAAGAAGUCUGACUGGCCUCUUAUUGAAAAACCAAUCACAGAUGCUCUUAAAGAAAUCAGCUCAGGUACUCAGCCUCAAAGCCACGAAUGGAGGAAAAGAGCCAUUGCUAUGUUCUGGGCCAAAAUUCUUUCAUGUCGUUCGCAACUGUCCCUAAAUGACUCCGACAUUGAGAGGAAAUGGAAAGAGGAUAUGUUCUUUCCAGUGGAAAACAUGAUACCAAAAAUAAAUCACACUGUUCUCUUCGAACUGCUCAAAGCCACAAAGGCAGCGGAUAUAUUUGUAGAACUGCUCUUGGCACUGCCAACAGAAUUUUGGGUAGAAGAAGCAUCCUUAAUGUUAAACCAUGUUACUGAUGAAACCUCCAUAGAGGAUGUGACUUUCUUCUUGGAUGUCUGGUGGGAGAUAAUGAAAGGUAGUAAAAACAAGCAUGAUGAGACUGUUAUGCGGUUUGCAGCCGUUGCGUGUCAGUACUUGUCAAAGUCUAAUGAUGACAUUUGCCAGAGUUCUAAGAGAUUUAAGCCUGACCCUGAGCAAGCUCUUCUUCCGGCUGACAACCUCCUCACAGUGUUUUUAGAGGGACUUCAUCAAAUUAGACAGUGUAUCGAUAACAGCAAACUGAAGUGCUACACCAUAGCAAACUUGGCAGACAUGUUGUGUUCUUCAGCCUUUCUGGAGAAAGAGUCUGGCCAUCUUCCCAUAAGACUGUAUUUGGAUAAACUAGUUUCUGUCCUUUGUUUUUGUAAUGCCAGAGCCAAAGAUCUUAGUCCUCAACGUAGCCUCUCAGAAAUGGUUAUGGAAGCAGACAGGAUUGUACAAGGUGGUAGCACCGCUUCCAGAUUUAGAUUAAUACGAGGAGCUCAACAUUGUAGUUUAAAUAUUUUGAAAGAGCUGCUUCUUCACUGGGGAGAGGAGUUGCACAAUUAUAUGAAUAACAAUGUAGUGAUUGGCUACGAAUGUUAUAGGAUGAACGGAAGCCUUGCAUCCUUGCAUGAAAACUUGAUUACAUUAAAAGCUGCUGAGACGUUACCUGAGGAACAGAGAGGGAAUGCAUUAGAAUUGGCAGACUGUAUCACCAGCCUUCUGGAGAAAGCAGCCAAUGUUCAGAUAAAGUGCACCGCGAAUGACACCGACAUGAUGGCUGCAGUUACUAUAAACAUGAUUGAUGCUAAGAUUGGCCGCUAUGAAGAGUUAUGUUCAGUGUUUGCCUCAGAAAUUUCUUGGGCCUUUUCUAAUGACUGGUUAAAUUGUCUUAAAAAGAACAAAGAGCUUUUUCGGGAGCCAGACCUAAUAUUUAAAUUGCUGGAGACCACAGUUAAAGCUACAUCUGAUCAAAACAAUAUUAAUAUCCAGCAAAUACAAAUAUGUUCAAAUGUCAUCUUGGAUCUGUUCUGUGAACUUCCAUUAUCCCAGAUAAAUGAGGUGCUUAUCAGAGUCUUAUCUACAUGGGGAAAGAAAGGACUCUCUCAUUGUAUGAUCGCAUUUACAGAUCGUUUCCAAGAAGAGCUCAACAUGAUGUUCAACCAAAUCUCGCAAAAUGUACCGGAUUACAACGCUGUAUCCAGAGUGGCCCGAUUGGCCGUUUUGUACCCUGAAUAUGUUGUAAACAAAGCAUGCCACUUUGCUGUAUCAAAUGUUGGUGCUCAUGUUUUUUUAGCAAAGGUGUUGGCUUCACUUUCUGCAUUGAGCUUUAGGUGUUCUAAUAGUGCAGAAACACCCGUCUCCUUAUUAUCCCAGUGCUUGAUGGAGAACUGCUGGGGAAAGCUGUCCUCUGAUAAGGAAGAAAGUCAAUUCUUGUACUUACUGGCUUAUCUAAUGGAUUCUUCUGAAACUGUAGAUGGCAAUGCUGCCAUCUCCCUACUACAGCCUGCAGAAAUAGUAAGAAUAUUUGUUCUUCCAUAUAUACUAGAUGAAUGCAUUAAUGUAGAGUUUUGCCUGCAAAUUCUUCAUAAAGCAUUAAAUGUAGAGAAUCUACUGGAUAUAUCAGGCAAGCACUGGGUUCUGUCAUGCUCUCCAUUCCCACUCAUUAUGUCUCUUUGCAAGCUUCUCAAUAGCUACAGUAGGUGCUGGCAGCAUUCAGAUAAACCACACUGCCUUACACUGGGAUCAAAAGAAUUAAUAAUUGAUAUCCUUACUGAGAUAUGUACUGUUAUGUUGCCAGAAGCUGAAGCUGGGAAAGAAACUUGGAGCAAAUCCCUCUUCUGGCUACACAGAAAAAUGGAGCAUUUAGAUUGGGUUGUACGUUUCAGACUAAAGCCAAUAUUUGGAAAACACUUCAAAAACGAAGUCCCUGCUACAUUGUUUGAUGUUUGCAAACUUUCAGGGAAUGAAUGGACAGAACUUGACCUUCCGGAGUAUGGUCCCGGCACGGGGCUUCUAGCUUGGAUGGAAUGUUGUUGUAUCUCUGGAGAGAUAAAGGAUCAAAUGCUUUCCCUUCUGUGUGUCAACACAGAAGAUCCCGAUGAGGUCAAUCUCUUCAGCAAGGGUUUUUUAGUAGCUAUGGUGCAAGUCCUGCCAUGGUGUAGUUCAAUGGAAUGCAGGCUUCUCAGUCAAGUUGUGAGGAGUCUCCUGCAAAGACAACUUCUUCAUGUUCCAUACACUCUGGAAUAUGUGCAGUUUAUGCCUCUCCUUAACCUCCGUCCGUUUGCCUACAACCUGCAGUUCUCUGUCCUCCUGCUCAGAUGUUUCCAACUCCUCUGCAGCUCAAGCUGUUCUAACUGGCUCACCCUCGAUGGACAAAAACAUGUGGCCAGACUUUAUAGUGGCUGUAUUUCUGACACACUGGAUGUUGUGAAACAGCAGCUGGCAGACUGCAAUUUACAACUACCCAAAGAUAAAAAAGAAGGUGACUAUGUCCAAGAGGUUUUAUUCAUUUAUAGUCAGGUAUUCUGCCAUGUCCUCCAUAUAACAGCAAUGAUGCCAGAAAAUACGUGUGAACCUCUUUUCUACUUGUCCUUGGAAAUUCUUUCUUUGUGUGAGACACUGAGAGCAAAUGACACAUCCAAAAACCGCUUGCUCAGACAAGCCAACGAGAGACACUUCUUGAAGUCCAUUACCGAGAAUGUAAGCAAUGAGCAACAUCGGGCUACACUCAUGCAGAAAAUUAACAAACUUUAAUGACGUGUUUCCAAAUGCAGAAACCGAAUUAGUUAUACAGUGGAAUAUUUUGAAGUGUUCUCUAAUAUCAGCCAUGAAAGGGAGCAAGUCAUACAACGUGCACUGUUUUUAAUAGUAUGGCAUAAAUAUAUAAAACAAUAAGACCUCUGUGGUAUAACAGUAAAUGCACGAUUAUACUGUAUUAUAUAUAUUAAAUAAGUGGCUGUCACCAUCUCUGCAAGACCAGAAACUGAAUCCUAUCCUCCAGCUACUUUGUUGUGAGUGUAAAUUUUGGAACUUGUGAGAAAUAUAUACAUGUGAGCAUACAGCUGCAGAUACGACACCCAUCUAUUAUAUUAUAUUAUAAUCCUCUAGCACUUAUAUGGGGUGUAGUAUGGUAUGCCGGCGGCAGGGCUCCUGGCGACAAGCAUACUGGUGCCGAAAUCCCGACCGUCGGCAUACUGACAGAUGGGCGAGCGCAAAUGAGCCCCUUGUGGGCUCGCCGCGCUAUGCACGCCACGCUAUCUAUUCUUCCUCCAGGGGGGUCGUGGACCCCCAAGAGGGAGAAAAGGUGUCGGUAUGCCGGGUGUCGGGAUUCCUGCGCCGGUAUACUGUGCACUGGGAUCCCAACAGCCGGCAAACCGAAGACCACCCCUUAUAUGCAAUGUUCAGCAGUUUAUGAAAACUACUGGCACAGAAAUUCUUAGACAAGUGGAAAAUUGUACUUUAGCUGCAUCCCAUUUCUCAAUAAAAUUGCAAAUUUCC